GACACAGGGCACUGCUCCUCACACUGAAUAUCAAUGCAUGACACUGUUGUGGAUUUCACAGGUGAAUGCAUAAUAUAUGACAUGCUUCGCUGACUGUCGAGCUCCCGUACAUCAAUUGUAGCAUACACACAGCUGUGUUUGGCCUACAUAUUCUCCAUGCAAGUGGGACCAGACCGGUUUAACAGAAGCCGACAUUAGUGUGGGUUUAGAUCAACGUACCCUGGAGAAAGGCCCUGACAAAUAUGUGCAGAGUGCUACAGCUUGCCAUCCCGUGGAACUGUUUGUUAUAUCCGAUGUCUGAUUGAUCUACCAUAUUGUAUCAAGAUAGCCAAUGUUUCAACCUAGAUGUGAUAACACACCAUACCUAACCUAGUCGUUCAUCAAAGUGUAACGGAGAAUGGAGCCGGUGACAAAUGUGUCGUGUGUGGUGGACAACUGGGCAACCAUGACAUGCAGCUGGCCAUGGGACGUCAGUUCGCAAUCAGACUCAAAUAAUAUUCAUCUAGCUCGACUUAAUUGGGGCAUAAAUGAUGUUCCCAACCAGGUUUGUGUUGACGACUCUGUACCUGGAUCCUGUCACUGGCCAGCAGAUAGCUUCAGCAUGGGAAGCCUCUACACAAUAGUUGUCACUGUCAUGACUCUCACCAGUGUGGGAACAGUCAGUGAACAGAAAGUGUCUGAACGUUUUAAGUAUGACACAAAUAACAUUGUAAGACCACCCGCUGUGACUGAUAUCAACACCAUCAAUCUCAACAAAACCUGUGCCUCGUUGUCAUGGCAACAAGUGGAUACUCAUACACUAAAGUGUCGAAUGUUGUACAAUUGCUCCGAUUGGCAAGAGUAUUGUGAGCCCGUGGACAAUGUGUCUGAUGGGUCUGCCUCUGUGUGUGGCCUCCUGUCCGGGACCGUGUAUCAGUGGAAUGUGUCAUGUCUGCCUGAAGGAGGGGGAUUCUGGAGCAAUGUCACCACAGUCCUCCACACCACACAGACUGAUGUUCCUGCAUCUCAGCCAGAAGUGCAUCCUGGGAGUUUUCUAGAAGUUGACUGUGACCAAGACAACUGCAGAGGGAUCCUGCUGUUUUGGAAGGCUGUUCCUGCCCACCUUCGUAAUGGUCUGAUCACAGCAUAUCACAUCUUUGUGCAAGACACUGCCACUGGAAAUGAGACUGACAUCACAGUGACAGACAUGGCACAGAUGUCACUAGAACUCCACCUGGAGCCCAACACUACCUACCAGAUACAGACCUCGGCCUGUACGGAGAGCGGCUGCUCCAAUAGGUCCAAACUCAUCACCAUCGCACCACAGGGAAAAGGUGCGUCACCACCACAGGACUUCACAGUUGAGUUCAUGGCUGACGAGGACCCCACCAACUUCAACAUCAACUGGCAACCACUCCACAGCCGAGUCGUGUCCUACACCACGUACUGGUGCAUGAAGGAAGACAACUCAACCAACUGCACAACCCCCUUGGACUGGAAGAGUGUGUUCCCCAACACCACAGAGUACAAUCUGACCCUCCCAGGACUUAGUGAGAACACCACACAAGACUACAUGGUGGGGAUCUCUGCCGAGGCCAUCAUGACCUCACAGAGGUCAGGGAGGUCACGGAGGGACACAGGUCUGGUGACCAGCAGUGGCAUCUCAUGGAGUCAAUGCCUUCACAUCAGUGGGAAUACUCCCACCACAGCGCCUGAGGUCCUGCACAUGUCCAGCCACCCCACGACUGCCAGCAUAGACUUGGAGUGGCAGAAGCUGAGUUGCUUGCAGACACCAAGUGUACUGACUGGUGUACUCGUGGUGUACUGUGUAGUGGAUGGAGAUACUUGUUCAGGACCAGAACAGAGUCAGAUGGCUGUAGGUCAAGGGGUCAGCUACACCUUGAAGAACUUGGACACUGGAAACACGUACCUCAUCAAAGUGUGUGGUGUGUCAGCAGCGGGGAAUGGACCAUUCAGUCCACCGGUCAAAGUAGAGCUGGCAGCAGACCUUGCUCUCAUCUACACAGCAGUCAUUGUGGCCAGUGUGCUGCUUCUCCUGUUGUUCAUCUUCUUCUGUGUCAUAUGGGGAUGUUGCAAAGGGCGCAAGAGUGCCAAGUUGGAAAUAUCUGUUCAAGAUGACAAGUUACUGCCGCAAGAGCGUGAGUAUGUUGAUAUGCCUACUACACGUCCUGAAAGCAGUACAUCAGCCAAAAAUGGAACCUACAGGAAAAGUGGAACAGACAAAGAUCGAGAGGUAGACAAGGAACUAGAAGACACCAAACUUUUACCUUCAGAAUCCUACAAAGAAAAUGCAACUCCAAGAUGGAGUGAAUCAUUGGGCCCCAAAAGAACCGACACUUGUUAUAUGGCCUCAUCAGCUAAGAAGAACUCCCGACUUUUGGAACUUAAGGCUGAAAACAACAAUAGAAAAAAGGCUGGUUGGACCGAACUCGAAGAUGCAUCUGACCUGCCUUAUGCCGUAGUGGACCUAGACGUUGAAGGUAUUCCUCGGGAAAGGAUUUCAUCCUUUAAAAGUCGUCUCCCAAUGAGAGAUUAUGGCUUUGCUGUGAAGGACGAUCCUGAGUAUGAGGACUAUGUAAAUUCUCUACGGGAAAGGAAUAGUGCAACUAGUCCCCUUAUUACAGAUCCUAAAGAAGAUAGAAAGAGUGGAUCACAUGAAUCAAAACAGAAGCCACAAAAAGAUAAGAAAAACAAGCAAAAGAGAGGCAGUACUGGAUCAUUUCAUCUUCAACCUGAUUUUGUGUUGCCAGCCCCUCCACCUGAUCCCAGUGAGAAUGAUCGCUCACCACCCCCUUUUUUCCCUCCACCUCCGGCCAAUCUUGAAAAUUUUACAUUUCCUCCUGAGCCACAAGAUACACCUGGUGUACCCCAAAAACAAUAUAGCCCUCCACCCCCAAGUCAGAAUCAUCCACCACCACCUCGGGUUCUCUAUGCUCAGCCUCCUGUUCCUGUACCUGAUAACACAGCCACAACAAUGAGAAGUCCUCCUUCACCACAAAAUUUGAAGAAGAUCCCUCCUCCCCCCAAAGUGCGUUAUUCUUCAACUUCUGCCCCUUUGCAAAAUAACAGAACAAGCACACAUUCUCAAGAACCUCCUCCACCUCCAAAUCUGGAUAGUCUUCCAAGGCCUGCAAGUGUUCGUAAUUCUGGUACAUUCCCCACUGUUCAAACUGGAGUUCAAACAAGCAAAGCAACUACAAAUGAACAAAAUCAUCCUCCACCUCCAAAUCUUCAAAAUCUUCCUCGUCCUGCAAGUGUAAGUAAUCCAGUACCUGCAGAACCCGUACAAAAUAAAGAAACUAUUGAUCCAAAACAUCCUCCUCCAAAUCUUCAAAAUGAACCCCUUCCUCGUGACAAAAAUAGUCCAAUAACUGCUGUCCCCAUUCGGAAUAACAAGGAACAGAAACAAGAGAAAGAUAUUCCACAUCCGCUGACUAUUAUUACACCUGUGCAAAUCCCCAAGCCUCGCACCAGUCUGCAAAGUCCAAAACCUUUCAAACCUGUUCCUCCAGAACCAGUGGCUCAGAACACUGGAAGAGACACAACAGAUGGCAGAAUCAAGAAUGAACCUGAACAGAAAAAGGAGCCCGAGCCCAUGAGAACAAAUGUUACACCAGGAAGUAAUGAACCUGAUAAUAAGUCUACCAAUGAGAAAAAGCCCUCGCAACUGUCAAGUGAAAUUCCAAGAAACAGAGGAUCUGUAGACAAAUCCACACAGGAGAACCUUCCUCCCCUGCCGAGUUAUUCAUCCAGACCUCCCUCUGCCAAAUCUAGACCAAGCAGUAAGACAGAUGAAGACAAUAAUGUUCUUGAUAUUUCCAUCCUUGUGGGAGAGCUACUGGGAGAAGGUUUGACGACUAAAAAAGAUGAAGAUGGUCCAGAAGUUACCAUGAGGCCUAAAAAACCAAGAGAGUCCACAUCUGCACCAGAUGCUCGAGACUCUAAGGUGAAGUCCAAUCCACCCAAAGUGGCACCAAAGCCAAUGUUUGUGACCACGAGAGACAGCAACUAUGGCCGUGUUGAGGCUAGUCCCACAGCAGUCUCACCUCCUCCAACAGUCCUGUCCAGAACAUCUACAGGGAGUUCUAACUAUGAGCAGCAUAUGUAGAGAUUUAGGUGCACCUCCACACAUGUUUGAACAUGAUCCAUAGUUUAACUUGCUGAGUCAUGGGCCAUGUGCCACACCAAUGCUGACUCAAAUAAAAUGUGAGUGAGACUUUCCAGUCAGAACAGAAUCGUCUUUUUAAACAAUCUCAGAGUGAAAUAUUUAUAGGAUUGUGUUAUUUGAUCAAUUUUGAAAGGAUCUAUACAAUCAGUAGUGGAGUGGUGAUUCCAUACACUGUAUGUGCUGAUAAUAGGAGUCUGCCCUUAUCUUUGAAGAGAAUCUCAUUCAUCUCAUAGUGAAAUAGUCACCUGGUAGAAACAUUCAGUCAUUUAUUUCUAUAGUCAAGCAGCUUAUUGAAUAUUUAGCUUGGAAUGACAUUGAUGAAUAGAUCUGAGAAUGAGUAAUAAGCUUAUGGCUUAUUGCAAUCCAAACAAAAUUGUUAUGAUAGUAACUGAGCAAUUGGAGUUAUGUCUGGGACUGCCUGGAAUUCAUGUGCCUCUUCAUCGAUUUAAAUAGCUAGUUUUCAUUUUUACUGCUUCAUUUAUUAGGAAGAUGGGGAAAAGGUCAACUUCUGUUUACUCAAAUUCCUGCACAUGAUACUAAUCAGGAACUGGGAAGGAGGGCCACAGACAGUUCAACACAAAAACCUCUUUGCUGAAAGGAAGUCGAGUGUCCUGCAUAAUAACACAUGAACAUGAUGACGACAUAAACAUCAUCUGACACUGCACUGAGAAUGAUCUGGUUGAGUGUAUUGCUUAGGUCACUGACUGUGGACUAUCAGGAACUCUUCAUUGAAAGGGAGUUCAAGUUUGUGGGAUCUUGUGUCAUGGACAAGCAAUGUGAAAAAUGUGUACAUAACAUCAUUGGUGAAACAAGAGAGUUUUGAAUACGAUUAUAUGUGCAAAUCUCUGUAAAAUGACAAAAACUAACUUUCUUCAAAUGGUGCAACAAUAUGUUAAAGAUCAUUCUGGUGCUUCAUGCAACAUCCAGUGGAGAUAUAUACCCUGUGUUCUAUUUUCUGCAAUUGCAGUCACCGCAGAUCUGUCAUUGUGCAUCUGAUCUAAGACCUUGAACAUUUGCAUGAUAUUACUUGUGAUAUUUGAAUAGACUGAUCUAGAUAUGUGUCGGUACUACAUGCCGUGAAGGGCUAUAGUUGGGACAGUCACUUUCACUAAUUCCUUUCAGCCCUGAUUGUCUCCUUUGUUGUUGUGCUGUGUUUGUGAUUUCCAUAAAAAGUUAAGGAUUUGGUGGAGUACUCAAGAUGUGGAAUGGACAGGCUUUCAUGGGUACAUUGGAUAGAGAAUUAAAGUAUUUUCUGACAUUGUGAAAACCCAGGUUUCAUAUUUCUAUGGCAAUACAUCUAAAAACACAGACUGUACUCCUGAACCCAGGAUUUAGAGGCAUGUUGUAAACUUGGAUUAGAAAAUGGUAUGAUUUGAAGACAUAUGACCAUUGGCAUUCAAGGCAUAUCAUUCACAUCCAUAAGUUGAAACACUAUGCUUUUGUUUUAUGUAUACCAGUCCUAAGUAGUGCCUCAGAUUGCCAGAGGGUCCAUAUCAUUACUGGUAACCUUAAAGAAAAGAGCCACAUGCCGAAUAUAUUUCUGAUACCUGGUGAAUGGGUCGUCAUCCUGAAGUUUGAUGCCAUGAAAGAACUGAAAUACUGGUUAGUGUUACCCCCAAUUUACUCUCUCACUCAGAAAGUGCGGCCUUAAAGCAUAUGUGUCUUCAUAUCUGUAACAUGUCAUUUGGUUAGUUGCAUUCAGGUUUUGUCGGUUCCUCAUGCGCAAGUGGUAUUUUGAUACAGAAAAGCGUAAUGUUGUAUAUUUAAGUUUCUGCCUGUUUUCUAACCAUACACAUUAUCAGUCAUGAACAAAUAACAGUCAUUUCAUUUAGCAAGGGUUAAAAUGUGUCCUUUGAUAGUUAUAUUGUGCAUUAUUUGAAAUGUUUCUGAUUUUAGUGUUCAUUGAAUGUACAUCAACCACAUGCAAGUCUUGACUGAUUCAGGAUAUCAGCCUGCAUCUGGAACCGUCAUACUAACUGGCUCUUGAUAAAAUUCUAACAAUUCAAGCUAGACUGUCCAGUAAAAUGUUGUUUGGUCUAGUAGACUAAUAUAGUCCACCAUAUAUUACUUCAAAAUCCACUGAAAAUGAUGCCAAGAGACAGUUUUGAGCAAGUAGACUUUCAAAGCAUUUGAGACAGGCUGUGUUAAAUUUAUAAACCAUAUUCAACGUAUUAAGCGCCCAUGGUGCUCUCAAAAUAAGAAAUAGGGGGCUCUCUUUAGAAUAAAAUUUUGGUGAAAAAAAUAGAGUUGAAAGAUCGUAAAAUGUCGUGGUUUAUGCUGACAGCCUGAAAUGAUACAAAAGAAAAGUC
This is a messenger RNA of Haliotis rufescens (red abalone), 6477 nucleotides long. RefSeq lists its product as uncharacterized. Gene Ontology annotation, molecular function: protein binding. The transcript is spliced from 15 exons. The record is from RefSeq and is a predicted model, not a curated record. Lineage: Eukaryota; Metazoa; Mollusca; Gastropoda; Lepetellida; Haliotidae. Bases 398 to 4108 code for a protein of 1236 amino acids.